GUCCACCGCUCUCUGCAGGAUGGCUCUCUGCCGCCUUACCGAUUGUCGGUGCGCAACCUGCGCUCCGAUCUCGUCGUUGUCAGUCCGGCCCAGCCCAGUCUCAGUCGAGGCCGCCUCGGUCCGCUACAACCGGCGUCUCACCGACUACGUCUUAACUCCCAUUUAGCCUCAGCCCUGCCCUGGACCUGGUCUUGGACCGGCCGAGCCUCUGAGAAGACCGAUCCGGUCGCCGAAGAAGCCGGCAGCCGCGCGGGCAGUGGCAAACACGCUUUCUCCAGCUGGUGGCAGGUCCCGACUGAGUCUGCUCCCAUUCAGCUCAGACGCAACAGGCGGGUUUACAUGCACCCGUCCGCCACAAGUCCUAACCCAACCUCUCGGUUAAGGAGGAAACGCCGGAACGAAUUGCCUCCGACUCCCAGAAGGGGCCCAUCACCUCCGGCCAGCUCACUCUGGAACGGACCCGUCGUCCGUCUCCUGAGAGAAGAUCAAUCUUUUGAGGGUACAUUUCAACUUGCCCAGUUGAUAUCUCAAUUUUUGCCAAUGUGUCAUGGCGUGACUGUGUGCGUGUUUAUGUGUGCAUUAAGUAAAGCUGGGUUUCAGAGAAUCUCUUGA
This is a messenger RNA of Protopolystoma xenopodis, 612 nucleotides long. The record is from the annotation of a GenBank genome assembly. Lineage: Eukaryota; Metazoa; Platyhelminthes; Monogenea; Polystomatidea; Polystomatidae.